Messenger RNA from Pecten maximus, 1279 nucleotides. RefSeq lists its product as uncharacterized. The record is from RefSeq and is a predicted model, not a curated record. Bases 518 to 1279 code for a protein of 253 amino acids. Lineage: Eukaryota; Metazoa; Mollusca; Bivalvia; Pectinida; Pectinidae. The transcript has a single exon.
AUCGUUAGACUACGAUAUACUCAAAGCGGCGCUCCUCAAGCGAUUUGAUAUGACGGAGGACGGUUUUAGGAAACGGUUCAGGACAGGUAGGCCAGAGUCUGGAGAGACAUUUACACAGUUUGCAGUAAGACUAGAGAGUUAUUUUGUUAGAUGGCUUGAGAUGGGUCGUACUGAUAAGAGCUUUGAUGCACUUAAAGACUUGAUGGUUAGGGAUCAGUUUCUACAGGCUUGUGGUAACGAACUGACGCUUUUCUUAAAAGAGCGUAUCCCUUCGUCGAUUCAGGAAAUGUCGAGAUUGGCCGACCAAUAUGCCGAGGCCAGAGGUAACCCUACUAACUUAGUUCGUCCUAAGAUUGGUAAAAGUUCGUCGUAAGGAAAUCCAAAGCGCGAUCAAUCGGAUAGUGCGAAGCAAACAUCUAGUGCUUACCCAAGGGACAGUGUAAGGCAGUGUUACGUGUGCAAAAGUACUGAUCAUCUCGCGAACAAGUGUCCGAGAAAGGGGUAUAAGAAUCGCGUGAUGUCUGUUACGGAUAAACCAACCCAGACUGUAUCUGUAGGUAGGAAACAGAGGAGGAAGGAGAUCAAGCAGGAGGUUUCUGUUGAUGUGGAGGUGGAUGAUGGGGAAAGUCGUUUACAAGAUGGGACUCACAUGAAUGUAUCUUGUAACGUCCCGGCUCCGACACCUUGUAAGAUGCCAGUUGUGGAAGGCGUAGUUGGGAGUCAACGAGUUUCCGUCCUGAGAGACACUGGUUGUUCAGGUGUGGUGGUUAAAAGAAGUCUCGUGACUGAGGAUCAGAUGACUGGCGAGGUUCGUACAUGCACUCUUGCAGAUGGCAGUUCUUUGAAAGUACCAACUGCCACAGUAGUUGUGGAUACACCAUAUUAUGUUGGACCUGUAGUUGCCUGGUGCAUGGAAACCCCAGUCUACGACCUUAUCCUUGGUAACAUAGACGGUGCUAGAGCCCCAGAUGAACCAGAUUCAAGUUGGAAUCAGAGGAUGGCUGAUAUAGCAGUUGUUGAGACCAGAGCUCAGAGGAAACUUAAGGAACGACCUUAUCGUACCCUCAAGGUACCAGCGGCUUUGAAGGAGGUUCAACCAUCUGAUAUAGAAACAGCUCAACAGGAAGAUGAUAGUCUUGUCAAGAUUAGAGACAUGGUUACAAGUGAUGAGGUAAAGGAAAGACGUGAUGGUGGAAAAUCGAGAUUCUUCAAGCAUCGCGGUCUGAUAUACAGAGAGUACCAAAGCCCAGCAGUAGCAAACGGGAGAACGUUUAAGUAA